Molecule: messenger RNA, 909 nt
Organism: Aspergillus wentii DTO 134E9
Lineage: Eukaryota; Fungi; Ascomycota; Eurotiomycetes; Eurotiales; Aspergillaceae
Exons: 3
Coding region: 1-909 (302 amino acids)
Source: RefSeq, a predicted model, not a curated record
AUGACUCAACAUACACAGGAUAUGGCAAUGGCUGAAAUAGAAGAGAAGAUCAGUUUUCCCAAUGAAAUAUGGGCGAUGAUUGCUCAUUUCCUGCCUAGAAUGCCUAAUCAGCCGAGAUGGCAGCCGUGGGUGAUGCAUCGGCAUUUAAAUUGGACGUUUAAAAAGGCAAUUGAGGAGUAUUAUAUUGAGCAUUUCCUCAAGCGGACGAGCAUCAGUUUAGACUGUGAAGAGACAGUCCUCGUGGGCGAUGAGAAGCGUCACAUGAUGAAAGAUAUGCAUUUCACCGGCUUUGGAGAUGCUCAGGGGCGAUUUGCCGUUCUGCAGGAGGAUUUUGAGGGUGAGAGAACCUGGGCUGAUGUUGAAUUUGAGCGUGAUAUUCUGCUGCGACUGCGUGAAUUCGAUGAAGUUGGAUAUCAUCCAUACCUCGUCAUGACUGUCGAAGACGGAGCAACAGACAUGCUCCCUAUGGAUCUCAACAAACAUUAUAUCCAAGACAAAUUCAGCUACAUCUUUGACUGGCGAACAUAUUUCUGCACAUUAUUCGACGAGCUACGAGCCGUCGAUGAACUCAAUCGACAAAUAGGAAUGCAAAACUGCGUCCGCCUAGCAGGCGAACUACACCAAGAAUACCCAUGCACACGGGCAGAAUCCACAUCUCCCAGUGCAAUGGUGGGUUUGAUGCGUGCUGCAGGGACGACCAAGAUUGGCCUGGAUGGUCGACUUCAUCUCAUUCGGCGCGAGAGGAGAUGUCGGCUGGGUGUUAAGUCUGGCCAGUUGCCUCCUGUUCGGUCGAAUGCAUCCAGGCUGCUGUUUGAGCGGUUUGUAAGACAGGAUGAAGAACGUGUUGCGCAUAAAUUGCAUGCGUUGCAGAUGGAUUGUACGAGUGCUGGGGGGUAUCUUGAGUGGUAG